AUGCAUUAUAGAAANAUUAAAUUAAAAACUCAUCUACCAUGGGUUCCACAUGACACAAAAUUAUCUAAACUUGAUACACUUCGUUUAGCAACAAGUUAUAUUCUUCAUUUAACACAAAUACUUGAUAAUGAUGAACUUUCUCUUCAAACUGUAUCAACUCCGGCAACCACAACAACAACGACGACGACAGCAUCUAUUUCAAUUCAAGCGCCGAAUAGUUUUAGUUGGCCAUACUCAUCAUGUCAUCGAGCUUCGUCUUUAUGUUCAAUGAAUGGUCGGUUAUCUACGUCAUCGUCAACGGCAAACCAUUGUUAUUCAAAUCAAGAAUAUGAUUAUCAGAUUCAAUCAGAACUUCUUAAUGAGCAUCAAGAAAAUAUUAUGGAAGAAAAACCUCGUGUUUGUUGA
Molecule: messenger RNA, 405 nt
Organism: Adineta ricciae
Lineage: Eukaryota; Metazoa; Rotifera; Eurotatoria; Adinetida; Adinetidae
Source: the annotation of a GenBank genome assembly